GUUUAGCGUGUCGCCAGCGCUAGAGAAACACUCUACCAUGCACAAGACAUCGACGGAGAGGGGCGAGAAUCAGCCAGCUGAUGUUCCAUGUUGGCCUCAAGUGGAUGCGGAGUGCCUGAAGGAAAUAAAACAAUGGCUCAUCGCGCAACCACAUCUACCGGCGCUGGAAGAUCACGACAUCGCACUGUUUCUUCAUGCCAACUACAAUAACCAACAAGCAACCCAAACAACGAUCGAAAACUAUUGUACCUCGAGGACAAAUUAUCGCGACUUUUUCACCGAUCGAGAUAUUUGCAGCGAUCCCGUGCAAACGGCGUUAACUAUCAUGAUGUUUGGUAUAUUACCAGGCGAAACGAAAGAGGGCUACAAAAUGGUAUAUAGCCGUCUGCGGACAACGGAUACGACACACUUCAAUCAUCCGCAAAUAUUAAAAAUGAUGACGAUGUGUAUGGAUUUGUGGGUGAAGCUUGAAGGCAACGCCAAUGGCCACAUACUGUUAUCAGACAUGCAAGGGAUUCAUACGGGGCACAUGACAAAGUUCAACAUGGGAGCAGUAAAAAAACAAAGUUUCUAUUUUCAGGAAGCUCUUCCGAUUCGUCUGAAACAAAUCCACUUCAUCAAUGUGAGCUCGCUUAUGAACCGAUUAAUGUUUCUUAUGAGACCCUUCAUGCGCAAAGAUGUGCAAGAAAUGAUAAAUAUGCACGUAACUAACGACACUCUGCACAGUGCCAUCCCGCUGGAGAGUUUACCCAACGAAUACGGGGGAAAGGCCGGUACCUUUGAGGAACUGGAUAGAGCUUUCAAAGAGAAGUUGUACGCGCAUCGUGACUGGUUUAAGGAAACGGAGGACAAAUAUUUGGUGGAUGAAUCGAAACGUGUGCCCAAGCCAAAGGGGUUCCUGUUUGGCUUAUUCGGAUAAAAUCCAUUUCAAGAUCUUUUUACUAAGAGGGAUGUAAACAAUUGGCUGGGACAUAAAUCUCUAUACCUUUCACCUGACUUACAAACAUGGAUUAAUAUAUUAACCAUCAAUGAUGAUCAGCUCGUCAAUGGCAUCGGCAG
This is a messenger RNA of Anopheles aquasalis, 1059 nucleotides long. Its product is annotated as alpha-tocopherol transfer protein-like. The record is from RefSeq and is a predicted model, not a curated record. Gene Ontology annotation, molecular function: phosphatidylinositol bisphosphate binding. Gene Ontology annotation, cellular component: membrane. NCBI's taxonomy places the organism in Eukaryota, Metazoa, Arthropoda, Insecta, Diptera, Culicidae.